Molecule: messenger RNA, 2791 nt
Organism: Xenopus laevis (African clawed frog)
Lineage: Eukaryota; Metazoa; Chordata; Amphibia; Anura; Pipidae
Gene: tgoln2.S
Product: trans-Golgi network integral membrane protein 1
Exons: 5
Coding region: 394-2265 (623 amino acids)
Source: RefSeq, a predicted model, not a curated record
UGCAGUUUUCUUUAUUUGGAAAACCGGCAGACAGUCUUGACUCAGGCAGCCCUUCUGGAAACCGAGCUGUCCGGGUUAAAUUCGGACAGGUGGCAACCCUACUGCCAAUCCAGACUUACUCCCAUUGAAGCCCUGGGUGCUGCUCUCCCCCUGUGCCUGAUCAUGGAGCAAAAAUAGAGACCAAGGUAUUUCAGAGCUUGGAGGACCAUCACCUGGAGGUAGUAUCCUUCUUUCAUGAGAAUAGUUUUCAUGGACUAAUUGCUCAUGACUCUGAGUAAACCCUCUGUAACAUCCCUUCAUACUACAGCUCCCAUGCCCUCAGUUGGAAUGGGAACAAUUUGACCACCAAUCAGUUUCUAAUGCAAGAAGUUGUCAAGCAGUUUGGCCUAAAAGAUGAGCCACUUUCCAAAUUUUGCAGCUCUCUUAGAUUCUGAGAAUGACAGUGCGCAGGAAUUGCCUACAGAAAACAAGGCCAAAGGUAAAGUGACAGUGGAGAAAAAGGACAAUACAGUUGAUCACGAUGAAAGCACACCAGUGAAGCCUAAAGUCUCAGAUGCUGGUUCUACUAACCCUUUACCCAGUAAGGGCAUUCCAGACCCUCUCAAUAUUAGUGUCAUAAAAGAAUCCCCUGAAACAAAGGAUAAGGAUAACACAAGUAAAGAGAGGCCUUUACAGAGUGACCCUAAAGAAAAAAAAGAUUCGGUGCCUUUACAGAGUGACCCUAAAGAAAAAAAAGAUUCGGUGCCUUUACAGAAUGAUCCUAAAGGAAAGAAAGAUUCUGUGCCUUUACAGAAUGACCCUAAAGAAAAAGAUUCUGUGCCUUUACAGAAUGACCCUAAAGAAAAAGAUUCUGUGCCUUUACAGAAUGACCCUAAAGAAAAAGAUUCUGUGCCUUUACAGAAUGACCCUAAAGAAAAAGAUUCUGUGCCUUUACAGAAUGAUCCUAAAGAAAAGAAAGAUUCUGUGCCUUUACAGAAUGACCCUAAAGGAAAAGAUUCUGUGCCUUUACAGAGUGAUCCUAAAGAAAAGAAAGAUUCUGAGCCUUUACAGAAUGACCCUAAAGAAAAAGAUUCUGUGCCUUUACAGAAUGACCCUAAAGAAAAAGAUUCUGUGCCUUUACAGAAUGACCCUAAAGAAAAAGAUUCUGUGCCUUUACAGAAUGAUCCUAAAGAAAAGAAAGAUUCUGUGCCUUUACAGAAUGAUCCUAAAGAAAAGAAAGAUUCUGUGCCUUUACAGAAUGACCCUAAAGAAAAGAAAGAUUCUGUGCCUUUACAGAAUGAUCCUAAAGAAAAGAAAGAUUCUGUGCCUUUACAGAAUGACCCUAAAGAAAAAGAUUCUGUGCCUUUACAGAAUGACCCUAAAGAAAAAGAUUCUGUGCCUUUACAGAAUGACCCUAAAGAAAAAGAUUCUGUGCCUGUACAGAAUGAUCCUAAAGAAAAGAAAGAUUCUGUGCCUUUACAGAAUGACCCUAAAGAAAAAGAUUCUGUGCCUUUACAGAAUGAUCCUAAAGAAAAGAAAGAUUCUGUGCCUUUACAGAAUGAUCCUAAAGAAAAGAAAGAUUCUGUGCCUUUACAGAAUGAUCCUAAAGAAAAGAAAGAUUCUGUGCCUUUACAGAAUGACCCUAAAGAAAAAGAUUCUGUGCCUUUACAGAAUGAUCCUAAAGAAAAGAAAGAUUCUGUGCCUUUACAGAAUGACCCUAAAGAAAAAGAUUCUGUGCCUUUACAGAAUGAGCCUAAAGAAAAAGAUUCUGUGCCUUUACAGAAUGAGCCUAGAACCAGUGAAGCAAAGAAGACAGCACAACAAUCUCCAAAGGUUUCAGAUGAAUCACAGGAUGCAGAAAAAGAUAAAAGCCCUAUCGAUGACCAGGAAGCACUCGGUUCUAAAGAAGAUCCCAAUGACACCAACAAUGAUCCGAGCCACGAUGAGCCAAAUAUGGAGACCAAUGCUGGCCAGCAGAAUCCAGAAUUUGGAGAUGGAGAUGAGGAUGAUGAUGAUGAUGAUGAUGAUAAUCACCUAGAGCUAUACAAGGAGACUGAAAAAACAGAUGUGCAGGAGAAAUCUCAAGUAAAACCUUUGCCACAGGAUAAAUCAGAAAGCAGCCAUUUCUUUGCUUACCUAGUGACCUCUGCUAUCCUGGUUGCUGUACUAUAUGUUGCUUAUCACAACAAGCGAAAGAUAAUUGCUUUUGCAUUGGAAGGAAGACGUGCCAAGGGUGGGCAAAGACCAAAUUCAGGGGAUUACCAGCGGCUAGAACACAAGAUUUAAACUCCGGUUUUCCUGCCGUCCAGACCUCAAAAGCCAAGGCACUGACGGGCCUGCCCACUGAUGACAUGGUUCCUUAUAUUUGCACUGUGGAGAAUCUCUAAUUUCUCACUUCAACGACCACUUCAAUCUCUAUCUGAUAUUCUUUUGAAACCCAAUAUGCCAUGGCAUACAGAGUAAUGCUUUUCCAUCCUGCUCCACAACUAGGUAAUGGAGACGCAUUAGCCACACCAUCUAUAAUGUAUAUGUAGAGUAGACUGCCAAGCACUUUUUGUUUCCACUUAAUUGAUGGACUUUCACUUUUAAUGAUGUGUUGAACUUUUUCUAUAAUACUGUGAUUACAUAGGAGUUUCGUUAAAGGAAAACGUGAAACCUCCUGCCCUUAUGAACAUGCCAGAUAUAGCACUCCUCUAAACAGGGCCGCCAUUAGAAAUCACGAGGCCCCGUACAACAACAUUUUUGGGACCCCCUUGGCACCGCCCACCCACCCCAGAUCCCGUCCACACCACAGUUAAAAGACCACACAGAC